Molecule: messenger RNA, 2127 nt
Organism: Trichosurus vulpecula (common brushtail)
Lineage: Eukaryota; Metazoa; Chordata; Mammalia; Diprotodontia; Phalangeridae
Gene: LMNTD2
Product: lamin tail domain containing 2
Exons: 15
Coding region: 1-2127 (708 amino acids)
Biological process (GO): chromatin organization
Cellular component (GO): lamin filament
Molecular function (GO): structural constituent of chromatin
Source: RefSeq, a predicted model, not a curated record
AUGGGAACAGCAACAAAGCCCGGGCUCCAGAGCACUGAGCUCACAGUUCGCCUCAGGUGGGCACCUCCCCUGGGCUGCAGCCGCCCAGCAUCUCUCCCAGGCAGGCUCCCUCCAGGAACACCGAGGAUGGCUGGGCAGCCUGCGGAGCAGCGGGGCAGUGAUUUGGGGCAGGGGCUCAAGGUCCACGACCCCUCCUGGACAGUGUCCUGGCCCUCCUUCAUGUGGAGCAGUGACUAUCUGGAGGCCACGGAAUCUGGGAUAACACCGGAAGGGGCUGAGGGCAAGCUGUCUUCUGUCUCCUUCUUGAUGUCUCCUAACAGCCUGCAUUGUUCCGAGCACCUGGAUCCAAAGGUCCUGAGGCUGCUGCUGGCCCAAAAGGAACUGGAGAUCCAAGGCCUUCGGAAGGCUGCUCAGUGUCCUUCUGGGAAACGCACCACAUACAUCCUCCGAGAGCUGACAGACUCCAAACCAGAAAGGACCUCCCGGGAGCAGAUCAGAGCCCUGCAGCAGCAGAUUGAGAAGAUGACUCAGGAGCUGAGCCAGCAGAAGGAACAAGCCUGCCGGGAGAAGACCCAGCUGGAGAAUCAGCUUCAAGAGGCCAAUGCCAACCUGCGGAGCCUGGAGGAUGAGGUGCAGACAUUCCAGAGAUCCUGCCUCCUGCACCUGGCCCAGUCCUCGUGGGCUGGCCGAGUGCUGCGCUCCCAGACUGGCAGUGUAGAAGUGGUACCAACCGAGGCCCUGAUGAUGGAUUUGAGUGACCAGUAUCUGGACCAGAGCUCUCCAGAGGGGCAUCACUUCCGCUUGGAGGAUGUGGAUUGGAACAGCGUAGCUCAUCGCUAUCCCAACCUGUUUGAGGACAUUUAUAGCAAGAAGAGGCCCAUCUCUGCCCAUGUCAUGGACUCCCUAGACUAUCCUGACUCCCACCCGGAGAAGUCCCAACGCCGAGAGAAGAGCGUAGACUGGAGUCUGCUGCCACGCAGCUCCCCUAGCUCCACGACCACAGAGAGGGUCUCCACUGACCACACCAGUGUUCCCUCAUCCAUAGGCACUGACUCUAGCCCCUCCCUCACCUCGACGACCCAGGAGCACGAGGUCGGCAGCCCUGGGGCCCUCCCUGCCCUGGAGCUCAGGAGACCCAAGGUGCCUGUGGACAGCAGCAGCAGCAGCCUCUGUGCCGCCGUGGUUGGCAUUGGCCUGGCGAGGCAGGGCUCGCUGUCCAGCUCCCUCCAGGACCAGGGUGGGAGGAAGGCCUUGGACUCCUCCCUGAAGAUUGUGAAGGUCGACAAACACGGCAAGUUUAUCCGGGUCCUCAACGAGUCCCUGGAGGAGAGCGUGGACAUCAGCGACUUUAUCCUCAAACAGCUCAUUCAUCACUUUCCUGUGUGUAUCUACCGCUUCCCCAAGGACACGCUGCUGGGCCCACAGCAUCACAUCACGGUGUGGGGUGAAGGGGUCAGCUUGGCAAGGAAGCGCGUGCCUCAGACACUACAAAGGGAGCUGAUCCAUUUCUACACCAACCCUGGCUGUGUCACCCUCCUGCUGAACCCCAAGGGGCAGGUGAUGAGCGAGUAUCAGGCACAACACUAUGUGACCGAGGCCUCCAGAUCCUUCGCUGACCACAUGGACGUGUCUAUCGACUGCUAUCCCCUUCUUGAGGCCGAGAGAGAGAAGCCCCAAGAGGCCCCAGGCCUUGGUAGCAAGAGCUGCCGCCGGCAUUUCCAGACCCGAAAGAAGACCAAGCUCCCAGGGCCUCCCCUGGGCCUGGAGGGCCAUCCUGGGCCCCACAGAGGCAGGCCCCUGAACCCCAUCCCCAGCAUCAACGUAUCCAAGAGCUUCAGCCAGCAGGAGGCUAAAGAGGCUGUGGCCUACAGGGAGUCUCUUCAUGGUGCCAUGGUGCAGCUCCCCAGCAUUCCAGAACUGGUACAACUGCCAGACAUUGGCAAGAAGAUGCAGGAGAAGUGCAUUCCCAGAGCAAACCAGUUCCUGCCACCACGGAUCUGCAGGAAAUUCAUAGACAUGGACUGUCCCAUGGUAGCCCUGAGUGUGCAGAAGACCUCAGAGAGCAGAUUUGGGCUGAAGCAUCUGAGUUAUCCCCCCAUCACCAAAGAGCUGAGGGAUCCUCUGUGA